CGAACACGCAAUGGCUUCUAGUUCAUCCUCAGACCCUGAUAGACGCGCAAAGGCUUUACAAGAAUAUCGCAAGAAGUUAUUAGAACAUCGUGAGUUUGAAGCAAAGCUUCGUGAUCUUGAGAAGGUAUACGAUAAGACUGAAGAAGACAUUAAAGCACUCCAAAGCGUUGGUCAGAUUAUAGGUGAAGUUUUGAAACAAUUAGACGAAGAGCGAUUAAAUAAAGAGAAGCUUAAGCAAGGAACACGCGUUGCUUUAGAUAUGACAACCUUAACCAUCAUGCGAAUGUUGCCCAGAGAGGUUGAUCCAUUGGUGUAUAAUAUGAGCUUAGAAGAUCCUGGAAAAAUAAAUUUUGCUGGUAUCGGAGGGUUAAGCGAGCAAAUUAGGGAGCUUCGUGAAGUUAUAGAAUUGCCACUCAUGAACCCGGAACUCUUCCUUCGCGUGGGUAUCAAGCCGCCAAAAGGUGUUCUUUUAUAUGGUCCGCCAGGGACCGGAAAAACACUUUUAGCGCGUGCAGUCGCUAGUACUCUCGAAACGAAUUUCUUAAAAAUUGAUGCAAUCGGUGGUAGACGGUUUUCCGAAGGAACUAGUGCCGAUCGUGAGAUUCAAAGAACUCUCAUGGAGAAAAGUUUCUGA
Molecule: messenger RNA, 634 nt
Organism: Racocetra fulgida
Lineage: Eukaryota; Fungi; Glomeromycota; Glomeromycetes; Diversisporales; Gigasporaceae
Source: the annotation of a GenBank genome assembly